AUGCGAGCCAGCCCCAUCUGCAUCCCAACUGUUAGUAAUGACACCGACUGGGGCUUCUGCUUCCAUCUGUAAUCACAGCAAACCAAGAUUCCAGCACCCCAACAAACACAUGAGUUAUAUCCCACCGAUGGGUCUGGAGAGAGUGAAGAAGAUACCAAAGCCAGGGAGGAGGAGAAGGCCGUAGACUGUAUGUCUCUUCCCAAGGAGAAAUUAGCUCAAUCCCAGAAGAAAAUAGCUCAACUGAUUAAGGAAAAAAUGAAUACCCGAGCAAACAAGGAGCUGAUUCGAUGUGUCAUCCUUUCUCGGAUUAUUUUUGGGGAAAAACACUGGAAAUGUGCACAGGCUUUGGUCAACUUGGCUUAUGGCUACCUGACACUGAGAGGGCUUCCAGUUCAGGCCAAGAAACAUGCUGAGUCUGCCAAGAACACACUGUUGACCUGGAAGAGAAAUACAACCUCAGACAAGGAGAAGAAGGAAAUCCUGGAAGCUCUGGUCAUGCUGUACUAUACUCUGGGUGUAGCCUUGCUCCUGCAGAACCACGGCAGAGAGGCCUAUUUCAACUUGCAGAGGGCAGAGAGAAACAUGAAGGAACUGAAAGAAUUAUAUAAGGGAGGUGCUCGUGGAUUAAAAGUUUCAGAGAAAGACCUAACAAUUGCUUUGGGCAGAGCCUCCCUCGCCACCCACAGGUUGAACCUAUCUCUGGCAUACUUUGAAAAGGCAAUUGGCAACGUUAUUGCUGCCAAGGGUGAUAUGACGUCAGAUCUGAUCAGUCUAUACGAGGAAAUUGCUCAGAUCGAGCAGCUGAGGAGGAACCACAACCAGGCCAUUCAGUACUUGCAGCAGGCCUAUUCUAUCUGUGUUUCCUUGUUCACUGAAGUCAGCCCCAAAACUGCAGAGACAAGCGCGUUACUAGCCAAAGCUUAUGCCAUGUCUGGAGAGACCCAGCACAGGGAUGCUGUGGAGAUAUAUUUUAUAAAAAGUAUCAGUGUGUAUCAAGCAACAUUGGGCUCAGAGGAUUCUGAAACAUUGACCACUAUUGAAGAAUUUUGCAAAUGGCUUGUUCAAAAUGGGGAAAAACAGCAUGAACACAGGGAAGACCUUUGUCUGUCAUGA
Molecule: messenger RNA, 1113 nt
Organism: Cynocephalus volans (Philippine flying lemur)
Lineage: Eukaryota; Metazoa; Chordata; Mammalia; Dermoptera; Cynocephalidae
Gene: TTC23L
Product: tetratricopeptide repeat domain 23 like
Exons: 9
Molecular function (GO): protein binding
Source: RefSeq, a predicted model, not a curated record